Molecule: messenger RNA, 1653 nt
Organism: Homarus americanus (American lobster)
Lineage: Eukaryota; Metazoa; Arthropoda; Malacostraca; Decapoda; Nephropidae
Exons: 3
Coding region: 255-1532 (425 amino acids)
Source: RefSeq, a predicted model, not a curated record
ACCCUAGUAUAGCAGGAGACACCACCCAGUCUGGUAUACUAAAAAAGUCGUGGUGGUUGUAGUGGUACUGGUGGUAGGUGUUGAGUGUGGUGGUGGGUGUAGACUCUCAAUAGCUGGGACUCAUCAAUCAACACGACCACUAGGAAACGAGCCAGGUUGGAGCAGAGGAACUGCCCGCCUACUCCACCAGGACUUUUUCAGGAGAGUGAUUAAGGACUGUUGGUGAGGAAGGUUACACAUCGGCAAGAACCACCAUGAUGGAUGGGAUGAUGUUGGUGCGCGGCGGAAGGAGUACCAGUGCCUCCUCUGCUGAGCGCUCUCUCCUGCUGGGGGCUCUCGCUACCCACAUGGGCGUGCUGGACGCUCGAGAGAAUGACGCACAGACUAUUAUUCGGAAAUCUGAACUUUGGGACGAAAUAACGCGACACUUCAACGCCAACACGUCAGCGCCGCGAUCCCGUCAACAGAUCCAGACUCUGUACAAGAACAUGAAGGCGAAGGCAAGGAGGUAUGAAGCUAGGCUUGGGGAGGUGGCGUCAGGGGUUCCGCCGCCAGACCCAGACCCUAUAUCAGAAAUGCUGUUGGGCUUGUUACAUCAACAGAUGCAACAUCAACAGCGUCACCUGCAGCGUCUGGUAGCUACGGACACUCACACCUUGCCUGACAACAGCGAACUCUUCAAGUUUAACCAUCAUUACGACUCGACCUUCGUCACCCCUGAACAGGUGAUGCAAGUGUCGCUAAAAGAAGGAUUUACAAAUGAGAUGGAAAUUAAGAAUGAGCCACGUGAUGAUGAUUUAGGCUCACCUGAGGACCUUCCAGACAGGGAAUCCUCGGCCACUGAUCUGUUCCCAGACUCCAUCUUCGCCAGCCAACGCUGUCAGUCCUCCCCAGUGAUGUCCGAACCAUUGAGCAGCAGCCAUAGCCAGUCACACCAGGAGCCAGUCAUUUCCAUCCCUGUCAUUCCCCACUCUUUGACUGUAACCGAGGUCAGUCCCACACCAACCGUGCUACACAAACAGGAUUCAACAACAACUCCGUCAACUAUUUAUCAAAAUCCAUCGUCACUUACUGGGCAGUGUAGUCCACCCCCAGACAGCCAUACCCCCCUGUCAAAAGUUGGCGCGCCACACACCUCGUCACACACAGGCAGUCCAGGUAAUGCAUUCUUUCACCCGUCUUUCGCUUCAAGUGUUGACGCGAUGACGGAAGAGUUACCCCAAGCUGCGAAGAAGCCGAAACUACAAGAUGUGAGAGAGCCACUUCGCCAGGGUGGGUAUGGGAUGGUUCCCACCCGUGUCCCGUCCUUCUGUUGCUGCCCAGACCUGCACGCCAAGCUGCUCACUCUAGCUCGGGAGGAUCACAGCUUCAGGAUGAGUAUGCUGAAAGAAGACUCUGAGAUGAGAACCAAGGAACACGCGGCCAGGAUGAGGAUAUUAUCACUAGAGGAAGAAAUAGUGAUGGCCAAGUUGAGAACGGCGAGUGACAGAAACAAGGGUGAUGGGACACCACAGGACGAGGCAAGAGGUUGACGCUGACACACCCAGGUCAGGGUUGUUUGGCUGACAAUAUUAACGAAAGAAACUGUUGAUUUUAAAACGAGAUUGAUAAGCAGAAUGAAAAAAUAAUUGUACAUUACAAGUAUACCAAUAA